Messenger RNA from Scutellospora calospora, 482 nucleotides. The record is from the annotation of a GenBank genome assembly. Lineage: Eukaryota; Fungi; Glomeromycota; Glomeromycetes; Diversisporales; Gigasporaceae.
AACACUUCAUAAAAGUUUAAUAGUUACUUCAUUAGAAACAAUAGAUUUUGAAAUAUUUAACGAAGAAGGAUUACAAUUCAUAUUAUCACCAAAAGAAGCAGAAAAUGAAGAAUUUGCAACUCCUGAAUACAGUGUAUUUAGAUAUAUUAUAUUAUGGGCGGCUAAUAAAAUUUCUCGAGAUGCUGUUAUUUAUUUUAAAUCUCUUUUACCAACAUCAGAUAACGCAGAACGACUUGAUGUCUUACAAUUAGAUAAAUUACGUAAAGCUCAUGAAAAAAAUCAUUAUAAAAGUAAAGAACUUUAUGAAUCAACUAUUUCAAUAAUAUCACCUUUAUUAAAAUGUAUUGAUUUUAAAUUAAUUCAUCCUUCAAUAUUGGCAAAUAUUAUUGCACCAUUAGAUUUAGUUCCUUCAGAAACUUUAAUAGAGGCUUUUAAAUAUCAAACAAAAUUACCUCCUGGUGUAGGUCCUGAAAGACUUAGAG